UCAGUAGUGCAAGACGAAAGGUGCUGCACCACAAUGAUCACUGGACUGGCUGCUUUGGUUCUACUUCGUACAGUGUACCUGAUUCAGACUGCAGAGGUUUCUCACCAGAUGUCUUUGACUGAGGUUGAAGUUGGUGGAAAUGUUACUCUUCAAUGUCCAAUUUCUGCAAUGGAUGGCAAUUUUUUUUACUGGCACAAGCAGUCUCCUGGAUAUAUAGUCCAAACAGUUGCUUCUUCAGUUGGUAGCAAAUUAACAGUCAGUGAACAAUUUUCACGGUACACAUUAACACAAGAGGGUGCUCAGUAUUUUCUUACCAUCAAAAAUAUCAGCAAAGAGGACGAAGCAACACACUUCUGUCAGAAUGCGGCUGUGUAUUUAUCGACUUUGGUCGGUGUCACCUUCUUGGCUGUCAAGGAUCAUAAUCAACAGAAAUCUUUCCAUGUGAAACAAAGUCCAGAGACUGAGUGGGUCCAGCAGGGCGACCCAGUGACUCUCCAGUGUUCACUUCUCUCCAAGAACAAAGAAAACACAGCUCAGUGUCCAGCUGAACACAGUGUGCACUGGUUCAGAUCUGGAUCAGGAGGAUCUCAUCCAGACGUCCUUUACACUCACAGUGAUGAACAAGAGGAAAGAAGUUGUGUCCACAGUCUGUCCAAAACUAUACAGGACUCCUCUGAUACUGGGACUUACUACUGCGCUGUGGUCACAUGUGGACAGAUCCUGUUUGGUGAAGGAACUAAAGUGGAGACAAGAUCAGAACUGGAUCCAGUUGUCCUGGUUCUUGGAGUCCUGUUGGCCUGCUGUGUGACUGUGAUUGCCAGCCUUACAUAUGUCGUGAAUCGAGGGAAAGUUUGUAACCAUUGCAAAGGAGCACUGAGUUCUUCCCAUAAUCUUGGACACGACAGGUCAACUGUGGAUCAAUCAAAUGAUCUGGAUGAUGAAGAAAAUGCAAUGAACUAUGCAGCACUGAAUUUCUCUACAAGGAAAGUGAAAAGAGGAAAGAAGAGAGAGACGCCACCAGAGUGUGUGUACUCUGCUGUUAGAGCAGAUAACCACAACCAGCACCUCCCCUCUCCGUAG
This is a messenger RNA of Centropristis striata (black sea bass), 1080 nucleotides long. RefSeq lists its product as uncharacterized. The transcript has 6 exons. The record is from RefSeq and is a predicted model, not a curated record. Lineage: Eukaryota; Metazoa; Chordata; Actinopteri; Perciformes; Serranidae. Gene Ontology annotation, biological process: response to bacterium. The coding region runs from base 34 to 1080 and encodes 348 amino acids.